Messenger RNA from Lactuca saligna, 741 nucleotides. The record is from the annotation of a GenBank genome assembly. Lineage: Eukaryota; Viridiplantae; Streptophyta; Magnoliopsida; Asterales; Asteraceae.
AUGGUCUCUCUCAAAACCCCGAUCAAAACAGCCAUUCCUGGACCCACUGGGUUCCCCAUUUUAGGCCUUGUGUUCGCCUUCACAUCAUCUCUAACACACAGAACCCUUGCCGAGCUCUCAAAGGCCUUUAAUGCCAAACCUCUAAUGGCUUUUUCUGUCGGCUUCACACGUUUCAUCAUAUCAAGCCACCCUGAAACCGCCAAAGAAAUACUUUCAAGUUCUGCUUUUGCCGACAGGCCAGUGAAGGAGUCUGCUUAUGAGCUUUUGUUCCACCGUGCCAUGGGUUUUGCUCCAUAUGGUGAUUACUGGAGGAACCUCAGGAGAAUCUCUGCCACCCAUUUGUUUAGCCCCAAAAGGGUAUCUGGGUUUGGGGUAUUCAGAGAGAAGAUAGGAUUGAAAAUGGUGGAUCAAGUUUCAUCUUCCAUGCAACACGAAGGCAUCGUUGAGCUAGUCAGCGAAGGAUAUGAGCUUCUCGGAAUCUUCAACUGGAGUGACCAUUUCCCAGUUGUAAGCUGGUUUGACUUCCAAGGUGUGAGGAAGAGGUGCAGAGAUUUGGUGUCCAAGGUUAAUGUUUUUGUUGACAAGAUAAUUGUAGAACACAGAGAGAAACGAUCGGAGAAUACAAGAGAAGAAGCUGAAGUUUCUGAUGGCGACUUUGUUGAUGUUUUGCUUGAUUUGGAAUCUGAAAACAAGUUCAAUGAUGCUGACAUGAUAGCCGUUCUUUGGGAAAUGAUUUUUUAG